AUGGCCCCCUCAGCCUGGGCCAUCUGCUGCCUCCUGUGGGGCCUCCUGCUUCGCGGCGGCAGCCUCAGCCCUGGCCGCAGCGUGCCCCGCCUGCGGCUCUCCUACCGAGACCUCCUUUCUGCCAACCGCUCUGCUGUCUUUCUGGGUCCCCGGGGCUCCCUGGACCUUCGGGCCCUCUACCUGGACGAGUACCGGGACCGCCUGUUUCUGGGCGGCCGCGAUGCCAUCUACUCUUUGCGGCUGGACCAGGCAUGGCUGGAUCCCCGGGAGGUGCUGUGGCCACCGCAACCCGGACAAAGGGAGGAGUGUGUUCGCAAGGGAAGAGAUCCUUCGGUGGAAUGUGCCAACUUUGUGAGGGUGCUGCAGCCCCACAACCGGACCCACCUGCUGGCGUGUGGCACUGGUGCCUUCCAGCCAACCUGCGCCCUCAUUGCCGUUGGGCAUCGUGGAGAGCAUGUGCUCCGUCUGGAGCCCCGCAGUGUGGAAAGUGGGCGGGGGAGGUGCCCUCACGAGCCCAGCCGCCCCUUCGCCAGCACCUUUGUAGGAGGGGAGCUGUACACGGGCCUCAAUGCUGACUUCCUGGGGCGUGAAGCCAUGAUCUUCCGGAGUGGGGGUCCCCGACCGGCCUUGCGUUCUGACUCUGACCAGAACCUCCUGCACGAGCCCAGGUUUGUGAUGGCCACCCGGAUCCCUGACAACUCCGACCAGGACGAUGACAAGGUGUACUUCUUCUUCUCGGAGACAGUCCCUUCACCUGAUGGAGGCCCAGGCCGUGUCACUGUCAGCCGCGUGGGCCGCGUCUGCGUGAAUGACGCAGGCGGCCAGCGGGUGCUGGUGAGCAAGUGGAGCACCUUCCUCAAGGCCAGGCUGCUCUGCUCUGUGCCAGGCCCUGGAGGUGCCGAGACCCACUUUGACCAACUGGAGGACGUGUUCCUGCUGUGGCCCAAUGCAGGGAAGAGCCUGGAGGUGUACGCUCUGUUCAGCACGGUCAGUGCUGUGUUCCAGGGCUAUGCCGUCUGCGUGUACCACAUGGCUGAUAUCUGGGAGGUCUUCAAGGGGCCCUUUGCCCACCAAGAUGGUCCCCAGCACCAGUGGGGGGCCUAUGCGGGCAAGGUACCCUUUCCCCGUCCUGGUGUGUGCCCCAGCAAGAUGACCGCACAGCCAGGACGACCAUUUGGCAGCACCAAGGACUACCCGGAUGAGGUGCUGCAGUUUGCCCGAGCCCACCCACUCAUGUUCCGGCCCGUGCGUCCUCGGCAGGGUCGCCCCGUCCUCGUCAAAACUCACCCGGCCCAGCAGUUGCGUCAGAUCGUGGUGGACCGCGUGGAGGCAGAGGACGGGUCCUAUGACGUCAUCUUCCUGGGGACUGACUCAGGCUCCGUGCUCAAGGUCAUUGCCCUCCAGGUGGGGGGCCCUGAUGAACCUGAGGAGGUGGUUCUGGAGGAGCUCCAGGUGUUUAAGGUGCCAACACCCAUCACUGAGAUGGAGAUCUCCGUCAAAAGGCAAAUGCUGUACGUGGGCUCGAGGCUGGGCGUGGCCCGGUUGCAGCUGCACCAGUGUGAGACUUACGGCAGUGCCUGUGCAGAGUGCUGCCUGGCCCGGGACCCGUACUGUGCCUGGGAUGGUGCCUCCUGUACCCGCUACCGGCCCGGCACCAGCAAGCACCGGUUCCGCCGGCAGGACAUCCGGCAUGGCAACCCUGCCCUGCAGUGCCUGGGCCAGAGCCAGGAGGAGGAGACUGCGGGACUCGUGGUGACCACCACAAUCUAUGGCACAGAGCACAACAGCACCUUCCUGGAGUGCCUGCCCAAGUCCCCCCAGGCCGCUGUGCGCUGGUUCUUACAGAGGCCAAGGGACGAGAGGCCUGACCAGGUGAAGACAGAUGAGCGCGUCCUGCAAACGGAACAGGGGCUGCUGUUCCGCAGGCUCAACCGCCUGGAUGCGGGCACCUACACCUGCAUGACGCUGGAGCAUGGCUUCUCCCAGGUGGUGGUCCGCCUGGCUCUGGAGGUGAUCAUGGCUGCACAGCUUGACACUCUGUUCCCCUGGGAGCCGAGGCCAGAGGAGCCUGCAGUCCAAGGAGGCCCGGCCUCCACCCCCUCCAAGGCCUGGUAUAAGGACAUCCUGCAGCUCAUCGGCUUCGCCAACCUGCCCCGGGUGGAUGAGUACUGUGAGCGUUUGUGGUGCCCCUCCCGCAGCCGAGGCCGCAGCAAACAGGCCAAGGGCAAGAGCUGGGUGGGGCUGGAACUAGGCAAGAAGGUAAAGAGCCGGGUGCAAGCCGAGCGUAAUCGGACACCCCGGGAGGUGGAGACCACAUAG
Mesoplodon densirostris (Blainville's beaked whale) is the source of this 2319-nucleotide messenger RNA. It is a transcript of the gene SEMA3G, whose product is annotated as semaphorin 3G. Bases 1 to 2319 code for a protein of 772 amino acids. The record is from RefSeq and is a predicted model, not a curated record. Lineage: Eukaryota; Metazoa; Chordata; Mammalia; Artiodactyla; Ziphiidae. Gene Ontology annotation, molecular function: semaphorin receptor binding; chemorepellent activity. Gene Ontology annotation, biological process: negative regulation of axon extension involved in axon guidance; negative chemotaxis; positive regulation of cell migration. The transcript is spliced from 16 exons.